Aspergillus nomiae NRRL 13137 is the source of this 1158-nucleotide messenger RNA. Its product is annotated as putative (S)-2-hydroxy-acid oxidase. The coding region runs from base 1 to 1158 and encodes 385 amino acids. Lineage: Eukaryota; Fungi; Ascomycota; Eurotiomycetes; Eurotiales; Aspergillaceae. The record is from RefSeq and is a predicted model, not a curated record. The transcript is spliced from 3 exons. Gene Ontology annotation, molecular function: FMN binding; oxidoreductase activity.
AUGCGUUCCACGCUUCUUCUCCUUCCAUUUCUCCCGGCAGCUCUUGCAUCUCGACCUUUCCUCAAUGAGGCAGAUACUGGCAUCGAGGAUGUCCUAGGCGACACCCCGGCGGGCACCCUUCCGGAGCUCAAAAGCAUCGUCGGUCUUCCCGACUUCGAAUGGGCUGCCAGACGCUACAUGAACGCUUCCUCAUACACAUACUACCGCAACGGCGCGGCUGGUGAAUGGUCUUACAGGAACAACUUGGAGGUGUACGGCCGGUUCCGCUUCAAGCCACGCAUGCUGGUCGACGUCACCAAUAUCGAGUCCACACUCCCGACAACCAUCCUGGGCCAUAACUUCUCCGCCCCAUUCUAUAUUAGCCCCUGCGCUCGUGGAGGCCUUGCUCAUCCGGAGGCGGAGAAGAACUUCGUGAAAGCUGCCUAUGAGGAGGAUAUUUUGUAUAUCCCGUCGCUCUAUGCAUCUCUCUCCGUGGAUGAGAUCGCCUCUGCCAAGCCAGCUAAUGGCUCCCAGGUUCUCUUCCAGCAGGUGUAUCUCACCGACAAUGACACCGAGACGAAACAGCUCUUCAAGCAUGUGGAGGAGCUUGGUAGCAAGGCGAUCGUCUUCACAGUCGACUCUGCAGCAGAUGGAAACCGUCAUCGCGCCGCUCGCUACGGCGUCGGGUCGGCAGACAGCGACUACAGCUACAUCACUUGGGACUACUACAAGAAGCUUCAGAACAUGACCUCGUUGCCUGUCGUCCUGAAGGGUAUCCAGACCGUGGAGGAUGUGAAGCUGGCCGUUGCGCACGGUGCCCCAGCCGUCAUUCUCUCCAACCACGGUGGACGUCAGCUCGACAGUUCCCCAUCCCCUCUUGAAAUUGCUCUUGAGAUCCACCAGGAAGCUCCAGAGCUCUUUGAGCAGAUUGAAAUCUAUGCAGAUGGCGGUGUCCGUUACGGUGCAGACGUACUGAAACUCCUUGCCCUUGGCGUCAGGGCCGUCGGGCUCGGUCGUCCGUUCAUGUUUGCGAACACCUACGGUGUUGAGGGAGUCAAGCGCGCGAUUCAACUCCUCAAGCAUGAGAUCGCCAUUGAUGCUGGUAACUUGGGCCUGGGCGACUUGAAGAAAAUUGACACUUCUUAUGUCAAAUGGCGCAACAAUGACUGGUAUAGCUGA